AGCGGCGAGCGAGCACACCCCGCGGCUUUGGUUUUGCUUGACAUCGAUACGGAAAAUUCUAGUGCUAAUUGUGAAAUCUAAAUCACCGGCAAGAUGCGUAUGCACUUUUGCGGCUGCCCCGCCCUGCUGGCUGACGGCAGCACCGACUUCGGGCCACGAAUCGUCGGAGAGAGUGGCGUGUGGGACCAGCCCUGCGUCUCCUUCGCUCCGGACGAGGUGCCGCUCCCGCUGUACCAGCACGGCAAGCACCUGGACUACCGCGCCAACAAGCUGUCCAUGAAGUGCGCGUGCUUGGCGCGAAACUGGGACAAGUUCAAAAGCAAGCUGCCCUCCUUGCCGGGGAAUUCCCUGUUCAUCCCCAGCACCAACGACUUCCACUUCGUCAACUACAGGCUGCAGUACCUCCCGGAACGCCACCCGAACCCCAAGAUGCACCUGAAGGACGGGCCGCUGCUGGACCGGUGGUCGCAGCUCCCUAUUUGCGCCGACUUCCACCACAGAUACCGGGCGCCCCUAGGCGGUCCCCGCGGUCGUCGCCCGCGGACCUAACGCCCGACAACUCAGCGGACUGGCCAUUAAAAG
This is a messenger RNA of Thrips palmi, 582 nucleotides long. RefSeq lists its product as uncharacterized. The record is from RefSeq and is a predicted model, not a curated record. The transcript has 4 exons. NCBI's taxonomy places the organism in Eukaryota, Metazoa, Arthropoda, Insecta, Thysanoptera, Thripidae. Bases 94 to 549 code for a protein of 151 amino acids.